AUGCUGGCGCCAUGUGCGCUGGCGCCUACCGGGCUGGCGCCAAGUGCGCUGGCGCCUAGCGCGCUGGCGCCGUGUGCGCUGGCGCCUAUUGUGCUGACGCCAAGCGCGCUGGCGCCAUGCGCGCUGGCGCCUAUUGCGCUGGCGCCAUGUGCGCUGGCGCCUAGCGUGCUGGCGCCAUGCGCGCUGGUGACAUGUGCGUUGGCGCAUAUUGCGCUGGCGCCUACUGGGCUGGAGCCAAGUGCGCUGGCGCCUAGCGCGCUGGCGCCGUGUGUGCUGGCGCCAUGUGCGCUGGCGCCUAGCGCGCUGGCGCCAUGCGCGAUGGCGCCAUGUGCGCUGGCGCCAUGCGCACUGGCGCCAUGCGCGUUGGCGCCAUACGCGCUGGCGCCUAUCGCGCUGGCGCCGUGCGCGCUGGCGCCGUGCGCGCUGGCGCCGUGCGCGCUGGCGCCGUGCGCGCUGGCGCCUAUCGCGCUGGCGCCGUGCGCGCUGGCGCCUAUCGCGCUGGCGCCGUGCGCGCUGGCGCCAUGUGCGCUGGCGCCAUGCGCGCUGGCGCCUAUCUCGCUGACGCCUUAA
Messenger RNA from Closterium sp. Yama58-4, 570 nucleotides. The record is from the annotation of a GenBank genome assembly. NCBI's taxonomy places the organism in Eukaryota, Viridiplantae, Streptophyta, Zygnematophyceae, Desmidiales, Closteriaceae.